Molecule: messenger RNA, 519 nt
Organism: Macrobrachium nipponense
Lineage: Eukaryota; Metazoa; Arthropoda; Malacostraca; Decapoda; Palaemonidae
Product: C-type lectin domain family 17, member A-like
Exons: 4
Coding region: 1-519 (172 amino acids)
Source: RefSeq, a predicted model, not a curated record
AUGGCGUUCGUGGAUGUCGCUCAGUGUCCCGAUCCGUACGUUCCAAUUGAUGAAUCUCGGUGCAUUUUGCUGGAUGCCUUUGUCACUCGAACUUACCGGGAAGCCAUUGACUACUGCAAGACUCAUGGAGGAGACUUGCUCAUGAUGGACGACUGUGAAACAGUGGGAUUGGUAUAUGAUUUCAUUUACAGCGGAGCGGGGAUGGCUGAUAAACAUUACUGGCUUGGUGCCAGCGACGAGGAGGAGGAAGGAACGUGGAAGUUUGUCGACAACAGGCCAGUACCAAUGGGUACUCCAUUUUGGGGUCCAAAUCAGCCUGACAACGGAGAGACGCAUAACUGCGCCAUUCUGCACGUCAUUUAUAAUCAAAGAGAUCUUUCACAAUCACAGUUGAUCCCUGAUCCACCUUCCUGCCAAGAGCAUCCAGAUUCGCUGAACAACAGUACCAAUAGCAGUAAUGCGCCUCAUGGUCGAACUUCGAAGUUCCAUAGGUCUUCAGCUCCAGAGGAAGUCGUGUAA